CUUUAUAUCAUCAGCAUGUUCCUCUACAUAACAAUUUGCUGCGUCCUGGGCGCGGCGGUGGCGGCUCCGUAUGGCUCAUCAUAUGGUCUAGCGACGGUUAGCAGCUAUGCUAAUCCAAACUAUGGAUUUAAUUAUGCGGUAAACGACCCAGUGACGGGAGACAACAAGGCGCAGACAGAGGUGCGGGAGGGAGACGUGGUGAAAGGCUCCUACUCGCUGGCGGAACCCGACGGCACCAUACGUAUUGUCGACUACACCGCCGACCCCGUCUCGGGUUUCAACGCAGUGGUCAAGAGAAUAGGGCACGCCUCCCAUCCCCAGCAGAUCCUAAGCCCCGUCGUUACCAAAGCUAUCGCAUCACCAGCAUGGCACGCCCCCGCCCCUGUAUCGGCUAAUAUUUACAGCGGUCUCGAUGGCUACUGGGACCACGGUCUCGGCUGGAAUAGUCACAGCUGGUCCGGUCUCGGGUGGAGCGGUCUCGGCGGCGCGGCAGGACACGGACAAUGGUACCAUUAAGGAUUUCAAGCUAUACAACUUUAAGACUCAUUCACAUUAAUAAAGAUGUAGCGAUGUCUACGCGAAUGUCAAUGAGGACCUUAAAAUUAAGCAUCUGUAG
This is a messenger RNA of Papilio xuthus (Asian swallowtail), 616 nucleotides long. It is a transcript of the gene CPR57, whose product is annotated as cuticular protein RR-1 motif 57. Bases 16 to 516 code for a protein of 166 amino acids. The record is from RefSeq and is a predicted model, not a curated record. The transcript has 3 exons. NCBI's taxonomy places the organism in Eukaryota, Metazoa, Arthropoda, Insecta, Lepidoptera, Papilionidae. Gene Ontology annotation, cellular component: extracellular matrix.